GCUACAAAACUAGGCUUUGGAGUCCAUUUUGGGACCGGUUCAGGGGAUAGAUACAGCAGCAAGUCCAACAACGGUAGUAGUAACAAAGAUGGAGGAGUACCAGGGGCAGCACGGUCACGCCGUCGACGAGCACGGCGACCCCGUGGCCGGGCACGGCAACCCUGUGGCACGCUCCGCCGCCGGCGCGUUCACGGGCGCCGGCGGGCAGCUCCAGCACGGCAGGGAGGAGCACAAGACCGGCGGGAUACUGCACCGCUCCGGCAGCUCCAGCUCCAGCUCGUCUUCUGAGGAUGACGGCAUGGGCGGGAGGAGGAAGAAGGGCGUGAAGGAGAAGAUCAAGGAGAAGCUCCCCGGUGGCCACAAAGACAGUCAGCAGCACAUGGCCGCGGGAACCGGAGCUGGCGGGGCCUACGGGCAGCACACGGCCGCGGGAACUGGGACCGGCGGAGAUUACGGGCAGCAAGGGCACGCACGAAUGGCCGGUGCUGGCGCCGGCGAGAAGAAGGGACUCAUGGACAAGAUCAAGGAGAAGCUGCCCGGACAGCACUGAGCUGCCGGCCCCGACUGGCUGUCCGCUGCCGACUAGCCCUCUUGAGUUAAGCUUGAGCUGAGCAAAUAACAGCAAACUACUUAACUAGAUUAACAGCAGGAGCAUCCUCCUUCCCUGCACCACGUACCCUGACCAAAAUAUGA
Messenger RNA from Triticum aestivum (bread wheat), 693 nucleotides. Its product is annotated as dehydrin Rab15-like. NCBI's taxonomy places the organism in Eukaryota, Viridiplantae, Streptophyta, Magnoliopsida, Poales, Poaceae. Gene Ontology annotation, biological process: response to abscisic acid; response to water deprivation; cold acclimation. Bases 89 to 550 code for a protein of 153 amino acids. Gene Ontology annotation, cellular component: cytosol. The transcript is spliced from 3 exons. The record is from RefSeq and is a predicted model, not a curated record.